GACCUUGAUUAUGUGCAGGAGUACCAACCUUUCAGAGAAGACAUGAAGUAUCUGCGUGUUCUUUUGUAUGGACCUGUUGGAGCUGGAAAAUCCAGUUCUGGAGAAGGUGAAGCAGGUCAGAGAAAAGGCCAGUGAGCUGGGAAUUCCCCAAAUUGGCCUGAUGACCCACAUUGAUUCUGCCUGUGGUGAAAUUAACAAAGACCUGAAGAACGUGUACAGGAGCAAAUACCUGCAAAAUAGAAUGAAGGACUUUAGUUCAGCAGUGGGAAUUCCAGUGAACUGCAUCUUUCCUAUAAAGAACUACAGCCAUGAAAUUGAGAUGAACAAUGACGUUGAUAUUCUGAUCCUGAGUGCCCUAAGGAAAAUUAUUGACUUUGGAGAUGACUUCAUUGAGAAAUUUUAA
Cyprinodon tularosa is the source of this 403-nucleotide messenger RNA. RefSeq names its product interferon-induced protein 44-like. Bases 68 to 403 code for a protein of 111 amino acids. The record is from RefSeq and is a predicted model, not a curated record. NCBI's taxonomy places the organism in Eukaryota, Metazoa, Chordata, Actinopteri, Cyprinodontiformes, Cyprinodontidae. The transcript has 4 exons.